Nicotiana attenuata is the source of this 567-nucleotide messenger RNA. RefSeq lists its product as uncharacterized. The record is from RefSeq and is a predicted model, not a curated record. NCBI's taxonomy places the organism in Eukaryota, Viridiplantae, Streptophyta, Magnoliopsida, Solanales, Solanaceae. Bases 1 to 567 code for a protein of 188 amino acids. The transcript has a single exon.
AUGGGUGAUUCCAGUUCAAAUACCGGUCCUUAUGUUCCUGAGCCUACUAGUCCCUUAUUUCUCCUUCCUUCCGAUGUCCCAGAUGUAUCUCUUGUCACGGUGCCCUUCUCUGGGACAGGUUUUGGGGGUUGGAAACGUAAUAUGAUAGUCUCUCUGUCUGCUAAAAACAAAAUAGGCUUUAUAGAUGGUUCAUGCACUAAACCUGCUGAGACUUCUCCCGAAUAUUGGCAAUGGGAUAGGUGCAACAACAUGGUUAUAUCAUGGUUAACCAAUUCCCUAUCCCCGGACAUUGCUGAAAGCGUGCAAUAUUCAGAGACAGCUGAGAGUAUUUGGAAACAACUAAAUAACAGGUAUGGGACUGUUAGUGGAACUAAAGUCUUUGAGAUUAAAAGAGAACUUUCCUCCACUUAUCAAGGAUCCCUAGAUGUUGCUUCUUACAUUAGUAAACUCAAGAAACUUUGGGAUGAACUAGAGAUUAUGCGCAGUAGUCAUGCUAAUGUUUGUGCUUGUGCUGCUAAGGAAGGUCUUCAGAAAGAAAAGGAAGAAGAUAAAGUUCACCAAUUCUAA